AUGGCACUUGUCUUGCAUACGGGGAAAACAAACAAAAAUGCUUAUAAGGCUCUCAUUGCUGCAGAGUACACUGGUGUCCAAGUGGAACUGGCCCAGAAUUUUGAGAUGGGUGUGUCGAACAAAACCCCUGAGUUUCUUAAGAUGAACCCUAUUGGCAAGGUCCCUGUGCUGGAAACUGCUGAUGGCCCCAUUUUUGAGAGCAAUGCCAUUGCUCGUUAUGUUACUCACUGGAAGCCUGAUAAUCCUCUCUUUGGUUCCUCUCAAAUUGAAUAUGGCCAUAUUGAGCAGUGGAUUGACUUCGCAUCAUUGGAGAUUGAUGCUAAUAUUUUGAACUGGUUUAGACCAAGAAUUGGGCAUGCUGUUUACCUCCCUCCGGUCUUGCAUACGGGGAAAACAAACAAAAAUGCUUAUAAGGCUCUCAUUGCUGCAGAGUACACUGGUGUCCAAGUGGAACUGGCCCAGAAUUUUGAGAUGGGUGUGUCGAACAAAACCCCUGAGUUUCUUAAGAUGAACCCUAUUGGCAAGGUCCCUGUGCUGGAAACUGCUGAUGGCCCCAUUUUUGAGAGCAAUGCCAUUGCUCGUUAUGGUGAGACUCUGGCACUUGUCUUGCAUACGGGGAAAACAAACAAAAAUGCUUAUAAGGCUCUCAUUGCUGCAGAGUACACUGGUGUCCAAGUGGAACUGGCCCAGAAUUUUGAGAUGGGUGUGUCGAACAAAACCCCUGAGUUUCUUAAGAUGAACCCUAUUGGCAAGGUCCCUGUGCUGGAAACUGCUGAUGGCCCCAUUUUUGAGAGCAAUGCCAUUGCUCGUUAUGUUACUCACUGGAAGCCUGAUAAUCCUCUCUUUGGUUCCUCUCAAAUUGAAUAUGGCCAUAUUGAGCAGUGGAUUGACUUCGCAUCAUUGGAGAUUGAUGCUAAUAUUUUGAACUGGUUUAGACCAAGAAUUGGGCAUGCUGUUUACCUCCCUCCGGUCUUGCAUGCGGGGAAAACAAACAAAAAUGUUUAUAAGACUCUCAUUGCUGCAGAGUACACUGGUGUCCAAGUGGAACUGGCCCAGAAUUUUGAGAUGGGUGUGUCGAACAAAACCCCUGAGUUUCUUAAGAUGAACCCUAUUGGCAAGGUCCCUGUGCUGGAAACUGCUGAUGGCCCCAUUUUUGAGAGCAAUGCCAUUGCUCGUUAUGUUACUCACUGGAAGCCUGAUAAUCCUCUCUUUGGUUCCUCUCAAAUUGAAUAUGGCCAUAUUGAGCAGUGGAUUGACUUCGCAUCAUUGGAGAUUGAUGCUAAUAUUUUGAACUGGUUUAGACCAAGAAUUGGGCAUGCUGUUUACCUCCCUCCGGCCGAGGAGGCAGCAAUUUCAGCACUGAAGAGAGCCCUUGGUGCUUUAAACACACAUCUUGCUUCAAACACUUACCUGGUUGGUCAUGCCGUGACCUUGGCCGACAUUAUCAUGACAUGCAAUCUGUAUUUGGGAUUUAUUCUGCUCAUGACUAAGAGCUUCACCGCGGAGUUUCCUCAUGUUGAGAGGUACUUCUGGACCAUGGUAAAUCAACCUAAUUUUAAAAAGAUAUUGGGGGAGGUGAAGCAGACGGUAGCUGUUCUGCCUGUACCAUCAGCAAAAAAGCCAUCCCAGCCUAAAGAAGCUGCUAAACCAAAACCUAAGGAUGAGCCAAAGAAAGAAGCCAAGAAAGAAAAGGAGGCAUCAAAACCCAAAGCAGGAGCUGAUGAGGAAGAGGACGAGGCGCCAAAGCCUAAACCAAAGAACCCUCUUGAUCUGCUGCCCCCAAGUAAGAUGAUACUGGAUGAGUGGAAGAGGCUCUACUCUAACACCAAGUCAAACUUCCGGGAGGUUGCCAUCAAAGGUUUUUGGGACAUGUAUGAUCCUGAGGGAUACUCAUUGUGGUUUUGUGAUUACAAGUACAAUGAUGAGAACACGGUUUCAUUUGUCACUCUAAACAAGGUUGGUGGAUUUCUUCAACGGAUGGAUCUGGCCCGCAAGUAUGCUUUUGGGAAGAUGUUGGUGAUUGGAUCCGAGCCUCCAUUCAAGGUGAAGGGAUUGUGGCUCUUCAGAGGUCAAGAAAUUCCUCAAUUUAUACUGGAUGAGUGCUAUGACAUGGAGCUUUAUGAUUGGAAGAAGGUUGAUAUAGCAGAUGAAUCCCAGAAGGAACGGGUCAGUCAGAUGAUUGAAGAUCAAGAGCCAUUCGAAGGAGAGGCCCUUUUGGAUGCCAAGUGCUUCAAAUGA
This is a messenger RNA of Ilex paraguariensis (yerba mate), 2238 nucleotides long. NCBI's taxonomy places the organism in Eukaryota, Viridiplantae, Streptophyta, Magnoliopsida, Aquifoliales, Aquifoliaceae. The record is from the annotation of a GenBank genome assembly.